Messenger RNA from Cetraspora pellucida, 993 nucleotides. Lineage: Eukaryota; Fungi; Glomeromycota; Glomeromycetes; Diversisporales; Gigasporaceae. The record is from the annotation of a GenBank genome assembly.
AUGACGAAUAAUAGUUCUUUUGUGUCAUCAAUGAUGUCUCCACCGCCUUCACCAAAAAAGAGUGCAGAUAUUAAGACUUUAGAGAAACCACCACUUUCACGUGCAAUUAACACGUUACUAAAUGAAGAAACUACAACACAAUCUAAAGAACUAGUUGAGAAAGCAAUUAAACCCAAGAGUAGAUUUCGAAUGUUUAUAUGUGAGGCACCACCAGAACUUUUAGAAUUAAUAAAACGAUCAGAAAUCCAAAAAUCUACGAAUAUUACGAAUUCUGCAAAUAUUGCGAAUUCUGCAAAUUCUGCAAAUAUUGCAAGUUCUGCAAAUAUUGUAAAUACUGCUGCAAAUAUUGCAAGUUCUGCAAAUAUUGCAAGUUCUGCAAAUACUGCAAAUACUACGAAUGCUACAAAUAUUACAAAUACUACGAAUGCUACAAAUAUUACAAAUAUUGUAAAAAACAAGCCAAUUAAUUCUAUUAUGGCACAAAAUGGGCACAUGACCGAUGAUAAUCACAUGACCAAGAUCCAUAAAAAAAAUCAUUCAAAUCAUAAAAUUCGAAAAAAUCCAUAUCCAAUAAAAUCACCAACAAAAUCAUCACCAGGAAUUACAUUCAAACUUGAUGUAUUUACACCAUUUAAAGAGGAUCCUAUGGCACUUUUACAUAUAAAUAAUCCAUAUCAAUCAGAAUGUAGUACACCUUCAUUAACAUCUAUUACAUCAUCACCUGAAUCAACACCACCAUCAAGUCAACCACUUACGAUUUCACAUUUACCACAUUUCAAUUCUUUACAUAAUAAAGAAGUAGAAGUAGCAUCUACUUUACGUCUUACUCCAGUACAAUAUUUAACAGCAAAACAUACUUUGGUCUCUGCUGCUCAACGUUAUGUUCAAAAAUCUCUUCCUUUUCGAAAAAGUGAUGCUCAAAAAUUACUGAGAAUUGAUGUAAAUAAAGCUAGCAAACUUUGGGAAUUCUUUCAACAAGUUAAAUGGAUUUAA